CGGCCGGUCCCGCCUCGCGCGCCGGUUUCGAGCUCGGCGUUUUUCCCAGCUCGGGUCCGGGCGGGCCGGGGCUCGGGGCCGGGACUCUCUGGGAGGGGGGGCGGGGAUGGCGCAGCUCGAGGGGUACUACUUCUCCGCCGCCUUGAGCUGCACGUUCUUAGUGUCGUGCCUCCUCUUCUCUGCCUUCAGCCGGGCGCUGCGGGAGCCCUACAUGGACGAGAUCUUCCACCUGCCUCAGGCGCAGCGCUAUUGCGAGGGCCGCUUCUCCCCCGCGCAGUGGGAUCCCAUGAUCACCACACUACCUGGUCUGUACCUGGUGUCAGUUGGAGUGGUCAAGCCCGCCAGCUGGAUCUUUGGAUGGUCAGAACAUGUCGUCUGCUCCAUUGGGAUGCUCAGAUUUGUCAAUCUUCUCUUCAGUGUUGGCAACUUCUAUUUACUCUAUCUGCUUUUCCGUAAAGUCCAACCCAGAAACAAGGCUAUGUCAAGUAUCCAGAGAAUCUUGUCAACAUUAACACUAGCAGUAUUUCCAAUACUCUAUUUUUUUAAUUUCCUUUAUUACACAGAUGCAGGAUCUGUGUUCUUUACUCUUUUUGCCUAUUUGAUGUGUCUUUAUGGAAACCAUAAAACUUCAGCCUUGCUUGGAUUUUGUGGCUUCAUGUUUCGCCAAACAAAUAUCAUCUGGGUUGUCUUCUGUGCAGGGCACAUAAUUGCACAUAAAUUGACUGAAGCUUGGAAAACUGAGCUACAGAAGAAGAAGGAAGAGAGACUUCCUCCUGUUAAAGGACCAGUUUCAGAAUUCAGCAAAGUCCUUCAGUUUCUGCUGGUAUAUUCCAUGUCAUUUAAGAACCUAAGUGUGCUCUUCUUACUGACGUGGCCCUACAUCCUUCUGGUGUUUGUGUUCUGCACCUUCGUAAUAGUGAAUGGGGGAAUUGUUAUUGGGGACCGUAGUAAUCAUGAAGCCUGUCUUCAUUUUCCUCAGUUAUUCUACUUUCUCUCCUUUACUCUCCUCUUUUCCUUCCCACACUUAGUGUCUCCUACCAAAAUUAAGGUGUUUCUUUGUUUAGUGUGGAAACGUAGGGUUCAGUUUGCUCUGAUUACUUUACUCUCAAUAUUUUUUGUGUGGAAGUUCACUUAUGUUCAUCAAUACUUGCUAGCGGACAAUCGACAUUACACAUUUUAUGUGUGGAAAAGAGUUUUUCAAAGAUAUGAUGUUGUGAAAUAUUUGUUAGUACCAAUCUAUAUAUUUGCUGGUUGGACUAUGGCUGACUCUUUGAGAUCCAAAUCAGUUUUCUGGAAUUUAAUGUUUUUUGUAUGCUUAGUCACUUCAAUAGUUCCUCAGAAACUUCUAGAAUUCCGUUACUUCAUUUUACCUUACAUUAUUUAUAGACUUAACAUACCUCUGCCAUCCAUACCCAGACUUGUUUGUGAAUUGGGCUGCUAUGCAGUUGUUAAUUUUAUAACGCUUUAUAUCUUCCUGAAUAAGACUUUUCAGUGGCCAGAUAAUCAGGACAUUCAAAGGUUUAUGUGGUAAUGUCAAGGAUACGUUGAACCUUAGAAGUAGACUUUAAUAUUUAGAAUAUUUCCACAAUAAAUAACUGAAUAUAUAGACAUUACAGAUUUUUUUAGGCACAAUGGUAAUUCAGACCACAUCAGAUUUUUUUAACAUGUUUUCAAUAAGCACAUAUAACAAAUACAAGGUAGUUAGAGCCAAGAAACUCAAGACCUACCUGAAAAGCCUAAAUAAUUGUAAAAUGAAGUUGUUUACAAUUAUCUCAUGUCUCUGAUACUGCUAACUGCUCCAAAAGCUUGGAAACAUGGUAUAUACAAGUUUAGGAAAUUGAGUAUGCAUCAUAGCACUGGAACUAAUGUACCAAUUCUCUUCAGAAGGAAUAGUAUUCGAAAAAUAUUUACAAAUGAUCCAGCAAUAUUUGAUGGAAAAAUUAUUUAAAAUAUUCAGUAAAUAUAAUUUCAAUCAUAAGUUAGAAUAGAUUUGCAUGCAUAGUAAACUAUAAGCCAGAGGCUCAUUAUCUAGGAAUCAAGUUGAGGGUUUUUAUUUAACAUCUAGAAAUGAUGAAACUAUCCCACUAACUCCUAACAUGCACUGUAUAAAGGCCAAAGAAAAAUGGUGUGGUAUUGAUUAU
This is a messenger RNA of Dipodomys spectabilis (banner-tailed kangaroo rat), 2141 nucleotides long. It is a transcript of the gene Alg10, whose product is annotated as ALG10 alpha-1,2-glucosyltransferase B. The transcript is spliced from 3 exons. The record is from RefSeq and is a predicted model, not a curated record. Gene Ontology annotation, molecular function: dolichyl pyrophosphate Glc2Man9GlcNAc2 alpha-1,2-glucosyltransferase activity. Gene Ontology annotation, biological process: protein N-linked glycosylation; dolichol-linked oligosaccharide biosynthetic process. Bases 107 to 1531 code for a protein of 474 amino acids. Gene Ontology annotation, cellular component: endoplasmic reticulum. NCBI's taxonomy places the organism in Eukaryota, Metazoa, Chordata, Mammalia, Rodentia, Heteromyidae.